CGAAUUCGAAUUUGACACUGACAAAGCUGAGUUGACGCAAGCUGAACUUAUUAUUAACAAUCCCCAUGCCCGGCCAAACGUCAGCAAUCGAAUUCUGAGCGACUUUAUAAGACUCUCGAGUUUGGCACGUUAAGUCACGUAGUUCGUAGUGCACAGUUUGUUUGGAAGCUUCGAUGCGAGCAAACGCGAUAUUAAUUACUGAAAAGAAAACACAAAAAAGAACGAAAUAAAAAUAAGUUCAAACAGAAACAGAAAUAAAGAAAGAGUUAUAAAAUGCAGUUAGCUUGGCUAAAGCUCUUGCUGUUCAGCUGCCUCUGGCCUGGCUUUCGUCCACAACCCUUGGGCUACAAUGAGCUGGAGCUGCUGUUUGAAGAGCAGCAGUUGCAAGGGGAGGAUGACUUGGAUAUGACGCAGGUGAAUUGGAGAGCGCUGAUACCGUUGCUCCUGCAGCGUCAGCAGUUACGUCUUUGCGUCGCUGUUUACCGUUACGAGCCGCAGCUGGUCAUUGGAACACCUUGCGAAAAGCUGCUGGCCAGUGGACUGAUGGCAUACUGUGACAUCGGCCAUAUCGAGGAUCUAAGCAUAACAAUGCGCGAUGCCUUUGGCGGCAUGCUAUUCGAUACGCUGCAAAAGUGUCGUCCCGGCUUGGAAAUCUUUGGAGUGCGUUGCAGACGACGUGCCUGACUUAG
Drosophila hydei is the source of this 689-nucleotide messenger RNA. RefSeq lists its product as uncharacterized. The record is from RefSeq and is a predicted model, not a curated record. The transcript has a single exon. The coding region runs from base 274 to 684 and encodes 136 amino acids. Lineage: Eukaryota; Metazoa; Arthropoda; Insecta; Diptera; Drosophilidae.